GUUAUGUUGUUGAUGUCUAUAUGCGCCUUGUUUUCAUUUUUCACGUCCUGUUGUUCUUUCGCUCCUCAAAAACAUCUUUCACCUGCAGUAUUUUCAAUCAAUCGUGUGAAUCUCUCGUUCGUGUUGAAGCUUUUGACUUGGUAAGCGUACGUGUCCUUGCUUUCAACUACUAUCUCUGGCCCGGUGUUGCAAAUCGCGAUGUAGCACACUCAUAUUUCACUCAUUUCCUUUGCACAUUGAUUCUAGAGGAUGAUUGAUUCAUAGCUUACUAUUUGUAUUUUUUAUUCCACCAAAAAUGGAC
This is a messenger RNA of Suillus discolor, 301 nucleotides long. RefSeq lists its product as uncharacterized. The transcript has a single exon. The annotation marks the transcript as partial. The record is from RefSeq and is a predicted model, not a curated record. Lineage: Eukaryota; Fungi; Basidiomycota; Agaricomycetes; Boletales; Suillaceae.